Molecule: messenger RNA, 2873 nt
Organism: Belonocnema kinseyi
Lineage: Eukaryota; Metazoa; Arthropoda; Insecta; Hymenoptera; Cynipidae
Product: aconitate hydratase, mitochondrial-like
Exons: 9
Coding region: 114-2483 (789 amino acids)
Biological process (GO): tricarboxylic acid cycle
Cellular component (GO): mitochondrion; cytosol
Molecular function (GO): 4 iron, 4 sulfur cluster binding; aconitate hydratase activity
Source: RefSeq, a predicted model, not a curated record
AUCAGUUCUCUGGUGGCCGGUCUGAGAAGGAUUGCUACGAAAAGGGAAUUUCGUAAAACGCGUCUGCGCUAUUUUGUACGAGUUGCGACGUCACGGAAAUCUCGGUCGCGACAAUGUCGUACUGCACUCGAAUUUCACACGCACAGAAAUUAGCUGGAUUCGCAGCUGAUAUUCAGCAAAGAUGUUUCCAUGCGAGUCCUCUUUCCUUUGCAGCCGCAAAGGUGGCAAUGAGCAAAUUCGAUUCGACAGCCCAUCUUCCAUACGAAAAGUUGGAAGCCACUAUUCACACAGUGAAGAAACGACUCAACCGGCCACUAACUCUAUCGGAGAAGGUUUUGUAUUCCCAUAUUGACGAACCCAACAAACAAGAUAUUGAACGAGGAACGAGUUAUCUGCGAUUGCGACCAGAUCGCGUGGCUAUGCAAGAUGCCACAGCUCAAAUGGCCAUGCUUCAAUUCAUCAGUUCUGGCCUACCAAAGGUGGCCGUUCCCUCCACAAUCCACUGCGAUCACUUGAUCGAAGCGCAGCUGGGUGGCGAACAAGAUUUGCAGCGCGCGAAGGAAGUGAACAAGGAAGUCUACAAUUUCCUGAAAACCGCAGGAGCCAAAUACGGAGUCGGAUUCUGGAACCCCGGCUCAGGUAUCAUUCAUCAAAUCAUCCUCGAGAACUACGCAUUCCCCGGUCUCCUGAUGAUCGGUACCGACUCCCACACCCCCAAUGGAGGUGGAUUAGGAGGACUGUGCAUCGGUGUCGGAGGUGCUGACGCUGUCGACGUAAUGGCCAACAUCCCCUGGGAAUUGAAGUGCCCCAAGGUGAUUGGAGUGAAGCUGACUGGAGAAUUGAAGGGCUGGACGAGUCCGAAGGACAUCAUUCUCAAAGUGGCGGGAAUUCUCACUGUCAAGGGUGGCACUGGUGCCAUUGUCGAGUACUUUGGCCCCGGAGUUGACAGCAUCAGUUGCACUGGAAUGGCGACUAUUUGCAACAUGGGUGCUGAAAUUGGUGCCACGACUUCCGUCUUUCCCUACAACGACCGCAUGAAAUCGUAUCUGCAAGCGACGGAAAGAGGCGACAUCGCCUCGGCUGCUGACAAUUUCAGAGGAUCUCUGCUGACUGCUGAUCCUAAUGCCAAAUACGACCAGGUGGUAGAGUUGGACCUUUCUACUCUGGAACCCCAUGUCAAUGGACCUUUCACUCCCGAUCUUGCGAAUCCGAUUUCCAAACUUGGUGAGAUUGCCAAGAAAGAAGGAUGGCCUAAUGAGAUUAAAGUUGGUCUGAUCGGUUCCUGCACCAACAGCUCUUACGAGGACAUGGGUCGAUGUGCCAAUAUCGCUAAACAGGCUUUGAAGCAUGGACUGAAGGCCAAGUCUGCGUUCAACGUCACUCCUGGAUCCGAGCAAAUCCGUGCCACCAUCGAACGUGAUGGCAUUGCUCAAACUCUUCGUGAAUUUGGUGGAACCGUUCUUGCAAACGCAUGUGGACCCUGCAUUGGCCAAUGGGAUCGACAAGACAUGAAGAAGGGCGAGAAAAAUACUAUUGUCACUUCCUACAACCGAAAUUUCACUGGAAGAAAUGACGCGAAUCCUGCCACUCAUGCCUUCGUAACCAGCCCUGAACUCGUUACUGCUCUGUCCAUCGCUGGUCGAUUGGACUUUAAUCCGUUGAAAGACAGAUUGAAGGGCAAAGAUGGCAAAGAAUUCUUGCUCGAUAAUCCCUUCGGUGAUGAACUUCCCAACCGAGGUUUCGAUCCUGGCAUGGAAACCUACGAUGCACCUCCAGCUGAUGGAUCCAAAGUAAAAGUGGAUGUCGACCCCAAAUCUCAGAGAUUGCAGCUCCUCGAGCCCUUUGAAAAGUGGGAUGGCAAGGAUCUUACAGACCUCACUGUCCUCAUGAAGGUUAAAGGAAAGUGUACCACCGAUCACAUUUCCGCGGCUGGACCGUGGCUCAAAUACCGUGGUCACUUGGACAAUAUUUCCAACAACAUGUUCAUCGGUGCCGUGAACUCAGAGAAUGGAGAGGUGAACAAAAUCAAGAACCAACUGACUGGCGCAUGGGGCGGUGUACCUGAUGUGGCUCGUCAUUACAAGAAGAAUGGAGUAAGGUGGGUGGUAGUUGGCGACGAAAAUUACGGAGAGGGCUCAUCUCGGGAACAUGCUGCGUUGGAACCUAGACAUCUUGGUGGACGCGCGAUCAUCGUCAAGAGCUUCGCCCGUAUUCACGAAACUAAUCUUAAGAAACAGGGUGUCCUGCCUUUAACCUUCGCCAAUCCGAGCGAUUAUGACAAGAUCCAACCUACCGACAAGAUCAGUCUCCUGGGUCUCAAGGAUCUCACACCUGGAAAGCCUGUGCAAGCCGAAAUCAAACACAAGGAUGGCAAGGUUGACAAGAUCACCCUCAACCACACAUUGAACGAACAACAAAUCACGUGGUUCAAAGCUGGAUCGGCUUUGAAUCGUAUGAAGGAGAUCGCAGCGGGUCAAAAAUAAAGCAAUAAAUAAAAAUAAAUAAAAGCGAAUCGCUGUGAAACACCAAACCAGGCCCUCUCCACUCUAAAAGUCCCUCUAGGUGAAGUCUGGACAGUUUUCUAAUUAUAAUCCUUUUUAAUAUUAAAACUUAAAUUGAAAAAUGAAUACAAAAGAGAUAUAAUUUUUCCAUUUUUAGCAUAUCCCUAGGGAAGGCUUUGUUCUUCUCAGUUUUGAAUUACUGAGUGGUGGGGGUCUGCCCGAAAAUAUGCAGGUAGUUACACAUAGACUGAAUUAGAAUAUUUGACACGACUAAUUCGAUGUUUUCUGCCAGAUCGCAGUAGGCUAAGUUUCGACUGAGAAAAAAAAAUCAAUGAAAUUGUUUUUUUUUUUUUUUUUACGAUAAAACUCAGA